Molecule: messenger RNA, 195 nt
Organism: Chrysochloris asiatica (Cape golden mole)
Lineage: Eukaryota; Metazoa; Chordata; Mammalia; Afrosoricida; Chrysochloridae
Product: regenerating islet-derived protein 3-gamma-like
Exons: 2
Source: RefSeq, a predicted model, not a curated record
GUCGGUGAACAAGGUGCAGAUAGUUGGGAGUGGACUAACGAUGACCUGAUGAGUUACACUGCCUGGGAAAGAGAUCCUUCCACCAUUUCAAACCCUGAACCCUGUGCAACCCUAUCGAGAAACACAGGAUACCUGAAAUGGAAAGACUUUAACUGUGAUGUGAAGUUGCCCUAUGUCUGCAAGUUCAAGGGCUAG